GCCCGUCUAUUUAGACAUUCUCUUAACCUACUGUCUACUUUUCCGCACUUGUCACAGCCAACAGCAACAGUUCAAAGUUCAACAAAUACCGUAAUGGCCUUCACACUGCAUGUAGGUUGCCCGGUCAGAGUAUUUGGUCAACUCUUCUGUGGCAAUCUUCGUCGGAAAGUGUGCAGCCGAGCUCAGUUCCGAUGGAGAAGCACCAGCCGUCCUGCUCCCCUGUUGAAAGCCAGGCCAGCGCGUGCCCUGAUAGAUGAGCCCAUCAGCAUUGAGGCACGCCAUCUGCCGUCCCAUCGACCCAUCACCGUACGGGCUCACAUGACCAGUGAGGACGGAGAUCUCUGGGAAGCACUGUCUCACUAUCACACAGAUUCACAGGGUGCAAUAAACUUGAUGCGGGAUGCAUCGGUGGGUGGCUCCUAUGUGGGCUGUGAACCAAUGGGACUCUUCUGGGCUCUACAGCCUGCUCUUGGAGGUAGAGAGGGACUCAGACUGCGCAAGAGAGAUGUUGAGACUCCUUAUUCAGUGAGUCUGGCUCUGCUAGAUGGGCAUGUGAAGCCGGAGGACAACAGAGGGGAAGGAUCCGGAGUAGGACAGGAGCUGGCUGCAGCAGUGGUGGAUAGGUGUUACAUGGCACCUGGAGUACGCCGGAUUGAGGUUCGGCAGAAUGGUGUGGUGGGCACCAUGUUUCUCCCACCAGGACCAGGCCCAUUCCCUGCUGUACUGGACCUCUGGGGGAUGGGAGGGGGUCUGGUAGAGUACCGCUCUGCCCUGUUUGCAUCGCACGGCCUGGUUAGUUUCGCCUUGGCUUACUUUGGCCAUAAAGACAUCCCAGGACCCCCAAACCAUAUCAAUGUGGGAGACUCUUACUUCCAGGCUGCCUUCCAGCUCCUGCAGGACCACCCACAGGUGUGUGAGGACAGGAUCGCAUUAAUGGGCCUCUCAUUUGGGGUGUAUCUGUCCCUGCGGAUAGCCUCUCAGCUCUCUGUCCAUCCUAGAUGUGUAGUUGCCAUUAACGGUCCUUUGGGCAGUUUCAACAAAUUUUCAAGUGACGGUGGACUGAAAGAAAGCUUUGAAGAAAAUCAGAAGCACUGGAGUUAUGAUGAGAGGGGUUACGUCAGUUUCAAAGAAGUGUCUUCACCAAGAUCCAUUCCAUUAGAAAAUUAUGUGCAGGUUGAGAACAUGUGCUGCCCCCUGCUGUACAUAUUGGGAGAGGACGACAUGAGCUGUGCUGCUCAGGAGAAUGCAGAUGAGAUUGAGAAAAGACUGCAAGCUGCAGGCAAAUCUCACCUGUUCAGCCGUCUGUCCUACCCAGGUGCUGGCCACCUAAUUGAACCCCCUUACGCGCCCAACGCACGCAUGUCUCUGUGGACAACGCGACCCAAAAAAUUGAUGACGAUAUGGGGUGGACAUCUUGCCAAACAUGCUGCAGCUCAAGAGGAUUCAUGGCAAAGGAUUCUGGAAUUUCUGGAAUGCCAUCUGCAAGGAGAAGGAGUCAUGACAAGCUGAUGUCACUUUGGCAAUAAGAUUUAGGAACCCCUUCAGGUCCAUCCCCAUGUCACCAUUGUGGUCCAGGUCAGAAAAAAGUUGGUCAAGUGUCUCGUCAUCUUCAACUUUCUGUGAUAAAGACAAAAAAACUUUAUAUUGUGGGAUUAAGCCUGAUAUGAACACACUGCAAAUGUUUUUCUAUAAUUUCUAAUAAUGAAUGCCAAAAUAUUGCUACAAACAGUCAUGAGCAGGCCAAGGAGCCUGGCAGGAGUAGGGCAUAGUUACCAAGGAAACGUUAUGCUAUUGUGUUAAAGCAAAGACAGUGUGCACUCACAGCAAGUUCCAGGU
Messenger RNA from Sardina pilchardus (European sardine), 1836 nucleotides. RefSeq names its product acyl-coenzyme A thioesterase 5-like. Gene Ontology annotation, biological process: acyl-CoA metabolic process; fatty acid metabolic process. The transcript is spliced from 13 exons. The coding region runs from base 94 to 1509 and encodes 471 amino acids. Lineage: Eukaryota; Metazoa; Chordata; Actinopteri; Clupeiformes; Clupeidae. The record is from RefSeq and is a predicted model, not a curated record. Gene Ontology annotation, molecular function: fatty acyl-CoA hydrolase activity.